AUGCCUCCUAGUCCAGUUCUAGACGAGGAAGACGAGCAAUAUGCUUCGUCCCAAGACUCGGACUUUGCGCCCGACGAAGCGCCCGAGCCGGUAUCCGACCAGUCCGAUGCCGAAGACGCAGAAGAAGGCGAGAAGAAACGAAAGCAAUCACAGCCAGACGGACAGGCUCACGACAAUGGUUACGAUAAUUCCGGAGAUGAAGCCAUCAUAGCAAAGGGCAAAAAGAGGCGGAAACGAGCAGAAGAGAAGGGACGCCCCGUGGACGAAGAUGAAGGCGGCGAAGGAGGACUGGUCAAGACCCGUGCUCAACGUGCAGCCGAAAAGGAGGAGCGCAAGUACGCCGUGAACAAUGGUCCCGUCACAAUCGACGUGGAUGCCCUGUGGGCGCAGAUGAUUUCCGGCGAGCAAAUCAAACCUAGUGCCCCGCCAGUCGAAGCAAAUGGAGAGCAUACAAGGGAGCCUUCCGACAGCAAGACAGCUCCAACGGCCUCGUCAGAUGACCCCCAAUCGGACACCAUCCGCAUCAAGCGCACAUACAACUUUGCCGGUCGGGUUCACACCGAAGAGAAGAUUGUGGCCAGAGAUUCUGCCGAGGCGAAGCUGUACCUUGCGUCCCAAGGCCAGGACACACUCGACGUCGAUUCAUCGCCAACGAAGCGCGCCACAAGGAAAGCGUUCCGCUCUGCAUUCGAGCCCAUGAUAGACGUCAGGCUGGGACGUGCAGACUUGAAUCUCGGGCUUGCCGCAAGAAUUCAAGCUGGCAAGGAGGCCCGAGCCAAGAAGCUCACUACAGUGGAGAAGAGCAGAAUGGAUUGGGCGGGAUACGUGGACAAGGAGGGAAUCAAGGACGAGCUGGAGUUGGCGAGCAAAUCCAAAGAUUCGUACGCCGCUCGACAGGACUUCUUGGCGAGAAGCGAAGCUAUACGGGAGGACGAUGCAAGGAGGGCCAGAAUAGCCGGGAAAUCAUGA
Messenger RNA from Metarhizium brunneum ARSEF 3297, 969 nucleotides. It is a transcript of the gene SWC5, whose product is annotated as SWR1-complex protein 5. Gene Ontology annotation, cellular component: Swr1 complex. Lineage: Eukaryota; Fungi; Ascomycota; Sordariomycetes; Hypocreales; Clavicipitaceae. The record is from RefSeq and is a predicted model, not a curated record.